AUGUAUAUAUAUCCCAGGAACUAUUUGUGGUAAUAGAAUUUAGAAAUUCUCAAAAGUACAAAUAUUUCUUAAAUUAACAACUUAAUAAAAAUAAAGGAUAUGAAGAUAUUACUUACAGUAUGGAUGAAAAAUAAAUCAAACAAAUCCAAUUCAAUUCAAAGUUCAACUCGAUAAGACAAUUUUAUCUUUUUGGUUUGCUAUAGUUAAGAUUGUUUUUAUCUAAUCCUUGUCUAAAGUUGUUAGAACCUUACUGAUUUCAAUAGUAAAAUUUUCAUUAAAUUUUAGAUUGUACCCUUAGUGAUGAUAUUGUUUAAUAGAUAAUUGAUUAAGCUAAUAACAUUUUUAAAUUAUUUAAAUUAACUAUAUUAAAAAUACAAACCUUUACUACUCUUACUCAUUUCAUUAAGUUAAUAAUGAAUUAGAUAAUUCUCCUUAUGAAAAAGAACAAAGUAUAGAUGUUACACCCAUUUAUUACAAAGUUCAAAAGUAUAUUAAAAUUAUUGUUAAUAAUACUCUUAAAGCUAAUUAGAAUAUAAUCUAUUUUAUUUUUCCCCUUCUUUUUCUAAACAUUAUAGCUUGGAUAUUAAAAUACAAAGAUUGAUACUGCUUUAAACUUUAAAGAUAAUAGUAGCCUUACUUAACCUGAAGUUAAUUUAGAUGCAAAAAAAAGAAUUCAUUUCAUUACCUAUCCAACUGCAAUAGAGAAUUUUUUACAAUCACUAGAUUUAAUUUUGAUAUUUUAUUAUUUCCUAUUCAUUAUAGACUUUAUCUAAUAAAUGGUUUGA
Paramecium sonneborni is the source of this 785-nucleotide messenger RNA. NCBI's taxonomy places the organism in Eukaryota, Ciliophora, Oligohymenophorea, Peniculida, Parameciidae. The record is from the annotation of a GenBank genome assembly.